AUGAAGCAGCUGACGGCGCUGCAGCAGCAAGGCCGCCGGAGCAACAGCUUCCGGAGCGCGUCGUCGCCUCUAGACGCCACCGUCGACGGUGCAAUCAAAUCUCCGGCGACGAUCUUCUGGCUGGUCGUCCACGGUCUGUGCUGCCUGAUUAGCUUGGUUCUCGGAUUUCGAUUCUCUCGGAUCGUCUUCUUCCUCCUGUUCUCCACUUCUUCUUCCCCCUCCGCCAACACUAGCAUAUACUCCGCUUUCCAAACGACGGUGCAUUCCUCCUCUACACCGGAGAGGAAUUUCUCCGAAGUUAGCGGCGGUGGUGGCGGAGGGAGCAGGGUGGUUGUCGGGAGGCACGGGAUACUGAUCCGGCCGUGGCCGCAUCCGGAUCCGGCCGAGGUGAUGAAGGCGCACCGAAUAAUCGAGCGGGUUCAGAUGGAGCAGAAGUCUCAGUACGGGGUUAAGAAUCCCAGAACUGUGAUUGCUGUUACGCCGACUUACGUUCGAACUUUCCAGACUCUGCAUCUCACGGGCGUGAUGCAUUCUUUGAUGAAUGUGCCCUAUGAUCUCAUAUGGAUUGUGGUGGAAGCUGGCGGCCCCACCAAUGAGACCGCCUCGCUUAUCGCAAAGUCGGGAUUGAUGACUAUCCACAUCGGAUUCGACGGGAAAAUGCCUGUACUAUGGGAUGAUCGGCAUAAACUUGAAUCAAGGAUGAGGCUCCACGCUUUGAGGGUAGUUAGAGAUAAGAGAUUAGACGGGAUUGUGAUGUUUGCCGAUGACAGUAACAUGCAUCAUCUUGAGUUGUUUGAUGAGAUUCAGAAUGUGAAAUGGGUGGGUGUGGUUUCGGUUGGAAUUCUUGCGCAGGUGGGUAGUUCAGAAGAAGUAGAAUUGCCCGUAGAUCGAAUAGAUGAAAGUGGAAAAGAUGAAAAGAAAUCAUCUUUACCAAUUCAAGGCCCGGCUUGCAACUCUUCAAACCAAUUGAUCGGCUGGCACACUUUCGAUACGCUGCCGUUUGUGGAGAGGAGGGCGAGGUAUAUUGGUGACAAUGCAGUUGUGUUGCCGAGGAAGCUCGAGUGGGCUGGAUUUGUAUUUAACUCGAGGUUGGUGUGGGAGGAUACAGAGGAAAGGCCAGUUUGGGUUAAGGAUUGGGAAGAGGUUGUUAGGGAUGGCGAGGAUUUGGAAAGCCCGUUAUCUGUGUUAAAGGAUACUUCAGUGGUGGAACCUCUUGGCAGCUGUGGCCGCAAAGUUAUGCUAUGGUGGUUGCGUGUGGAGGCAAGGGCAGAUAGCAAAUUCCCCCCAAGAUGGAUAAUCGACCCACCACUUGAAAUAACUGUGCCGGCAAAACACACCCCAUGGCCAGAUACUCCACCCGAAUUCCCAUCCACCGUCGAUAAAGUGGCUGUUAUGCCUGAGGUUACUGAGAAACGCCCGGCAAAAAGUGGCUCGAGAAGAAAACGCAGCUCAAGAAGCAAAAAGAAGCACAGUUCAAAAGUGCUGGACGAGCAUGUUACUGCUAGGCGUGUUGGGGAUAAUUAA
Striga hermonthica is the source of this 1524-nucleotide messenger RNA. The record is from the annotation of a GenBank genome assembly. Lineage: Eukaryota; Viridiplantae; Streptophyta; Magnoliopsida; Lamiales; Orobanchaceae.